AUUUUGUGAUUUUAUAUUUUGUGUGGUAAAACAACUCCUUUGUUUUGUUUCAACUUGUAUUUUGACUAUAAAUAUGUCCGACGAUUUUAUACCUUUCAAUCAGAGCACGCCAAUGCAAGGGAAAUGGCAAGACAGGAAACAAAACCAAAGUCAACCAAGAUAUCAAAAUAACAGAUUUCAGAACGGCAAUAGAAGAGGAAGUGGUUACAAUAACAGAUGGGCUAAUAAUUCUCAAAGGAACAGUAGUUUUGGGAGUGACAGCAACAGUAGUUUUGGCAGAGAUAAAAGCAAUAUUGAUGCAUAUUUGCACCCUUCAAUGCUAAAAGAUCCUUGGGAGCACCUGCGGCAAGCUAGUCAAUAAGUUUAAUUUGAUUAAUGUAAGUCAUUAAUGUACCUACCUACCUUUUAUUAAUUUUUAAUAAAUUAUGUAUUUU
Cydia amplana is the source of this 434-nucleotide messenger RNA. RefSeq lists its product as uncharacterized. The transcript has 2 exons. NCBI's taxonomy places the organism in Eukaryota, Metazoa, Arthropoda, Insecta, Lepidoptera, Tortricidae. The record is from RefSeq and is a predicted model, not a curated record. The coding region runs from base 74 to 361 and encodes 95 amino acids.